GGAAGGCUGACUACAACUCCCAACAUGCCCCGCAGCAACGGAUUUUGCUAUAAAAGAAAUAGCCAUAAAGAACCCUUUGAAGUUGUCGAUAUAGAGAAUACCACCACAAGAAGCAACCAUGCCUAUGGAAGGAGGGAAAACUGAUAUGGAGAGGAUUGGCCUGUUCAGUGAGAUGGAAUAUAUUACUGUUGGUGAUAAAUAUGUGUCAUCAUUUAAUCGACCCUUUAAUGAGGCUGCAAGCAAAAAUAAACAGAUGCUACCUGGGGGAUCCAAAGAAAUGUCAAAUCUCCAGGCAGGUUAUUUUGAUCCCCAUUUUGUAAGGAUAUUUGAAGGUGAAGGCUAUGUAAAUCUGAAUCAAGUGAGGAGACGGCAUAUGAUGGAAGAAGCAAAAAAAAAUCUAGGCAAAGCCUUCCUCCCUAGUAGUGGAGAUAAAAAGCCAUGUGGUUUAGGAAGCUACUAUGGAACAUUAGGUGGUCCUGUGCCAUUCUUCAGUGCACAGUCAAGACCCAGAGAAAAAUACGAGGCACCUGGAAAGAAUUUAUACACAAACCCAGGAAAGAAAGGAACUGGAUAUGGCUAUGCAAAUAUUACCAUAGGUAAACAGUUUUCACACUCUGCUGAUUUCUACGAUGCACCCAAACUAAAUUAUAAGAAAGAGAAUGAAGAACACCAUCGUUUAGUUAAAGGAACACCUUUCAAGUUAAACCUUUACCCAAGGGAAUAUUUUGAUAUCAAUCCUUAUUUGUUUGAGAAGUCUUUACCACCAAUUAAAAAAACAGAGAAGAAGGAAGUACUUGCACACCCCUUUAAGCCCUCUUCUCCCGGUAAAAAGGGCACUAAAUACGAAGAACUACAAGACUGCUUCAGUACAGUCCUAUUAGCAUUCGGAAGACAAAUAACUUUCUAG
Leptonychotes weddellii (Weddell seal) is the source of this 907-nucleotide messenger RNA. NCBI's taxonomy places the organism in Eukaryota, Metazoa, Chordata, Mammalia, Carnivora, Phocidae. The record is from RefSeq and is a predicted model, not a curated record.